AUGGGGUUCCUCCCAAAUGGGAUUUUCAGCUCAUUUCAUAGCCUUGACAUCAUUGAUAUAAGCUCCAAUUCUCUGAGUGGUAAUCUCUCAACAUCUUUUCCCUCAAAUGGUAGUUUCCCUUCGACUAUUCGAGUUAUAGAUGUUUCAAGCAAUCAUUUUUGCGGAGGGAUUGAGUUCUCUUGGUUCUUCCAUGGUUCGAAUUUGAUCAGUCUUAAUGCUAGUGACAACAGCUUCACUGGACAUAUUCCUUCAUCCAUCUGUAUCACUUGUCCUCUGCUCAGAAAACUUGAUUUCUCUGGUAACGAAUUUGGUGGACAAAUCUCUGUUGGCCUAGGGAGAUGCUCGAAACUCGAAGUACUUCGAGCAGGUUACAAUUUUUUAUCUGGAGUACUUCCUGCUGACAUUUACAGGCUAAGUUCACUUGUUGAGUUAUCAGCGCCUUCAAAUAUGAUAGGUGGCACCAUUGGAGAAGAAAUUUUGAGACUUGUGAACCUUAAGAUUAUCGAGUUGUCCUCGAAUAAUUUUUCUGGUAGCAUCCCAAUAAAUGUCGGGAAGCUCUCUAAGCUAGAGCAAUUGCACCUUCAUAUCAACAAACUCUAUGGUACAAUACCACCAUCAUUGAUGAACUGCAAAAAUCUCGUAAAACUCAUCUUAAGAGUUAACUCCCUGCAGGGUAACAUCUCGACGCUUGAUUUCUCCAGACUUACCCGCCUCCAAAUACUUGACGUUGGUAACAAUAACUUCACAGGAAAUUUACCAGACAGCUUAUUCUCAUGCAAGUCACUAAUUGCAGUUAGAGUAGCCACCAACAGGUUAACAGGAUCGAUUUCUCCCAAUAUGUCGACCUUAACAUCUCUAACGUUCCUCUCCAUCUCCAACAACAGCUUCAGCAAUAUAUCGGAAGCAAUCAAGAUUUUUGCAGGUUGCAAGAACCUGAUCACCAUUCUCUUGUCGAAAAACUUCUAUAAUGAAGUUAUACCUGGGGAAAAGACCUUCAUAGGACCAGAAAAAUUUGGAAACCUGCAGGUUCUUGCCUUAGGAGGAUGUAGCUUCAAUGGGCAAGUUCCAAGGUGGCUAGUUCAUAUGAAGAGUUUAGAGGUUCUGGACCUGUCAUUUAAUCAGCUUACAGGGAGGAUUCCAGAUUGGCUUGGCAAUCUGCCAAGUCUCUUUUACUUGGACUUGUCUAUAAAUCAUCUUACAGGAGAAAUUCCAUUGCAACUGAGCAGGCUUCCAGCACUAGUAUCAGCGAGGAUUGCCCAAAACCUGAACCGAAAUUAUCUUGAGCUGCCUGUUUUUGUUUCCCCCAACAAUGCCACUAGGCACCAAUACAAUCAGCUGCAGAACCUGCCUCCAGCAAUAUACCUCAAAGGCAACCAUCUCAGUGGCAGUAUACCAGUUGAGAUGCGUCAACUACAGAACCUUCAUGUGUUGGAUCUCAGCGAAAACCAUUUUUCAGGCAGCAUCACACCAGAACUUUCGUAUCUCAUAAAUCUAGAGAUGCUAGACCUUUCUCAGAAUAAUUUGACUGGAGAAAUCCCAACAUCAAUGCGAAACUUAUACUUCUUAUCGAAGUUUAAUGUUUCAUAUAACAACCUCGAGGGACCAAUACCUACAGGAGGUCAGUUUGACACUUUCACAAGAGCUAGCUAUGUCGGUAAUCCAGGGCUAUCUGGUCGAGUUUUACAGCUUCCUUGUUCAACUCAACCAGGUCAAGAAGCAAAACAUCGGGACACGACUGAUGAAAGCCAGAAGAAACUUAUUGUUGAAGGAUUUGUAACAGGUAUCUCCAUAGUCUUCCCAUUCGUUCUUGCAAUUCAAGCAUACUGUCAUCGGAAGAUCCUUUUUUACAGAAAGAAGCGCUAA
Beta vulgaris subsp. vulgaris (sugar beet) is the source of this 1863-nucleotide messenger RNA. Its product is annotated as receptor-like protein 3. Lineage: Eukaryota; Viridiplantae; Streptophyta; Magnoliopsida; Caryophyllales; Amaranthaceae. Bases 1 to 1863 code for a protein of 620 amino acids. The transcript has a single exon. The record is from RefSeq and is a predicted model, not a curated record. Gene Ontology annotation, molecular function: protein binding.